GCGAAGCGACGAGCCCCUCCUCUGUCUCGCAGUCGCGCGCCACGCCCGGAGCGGCCACUGCUAUUCCCAAUCGCUUGCGCGCCUAUUGAUGGCGUGAGCGAGCGGCACGGCACGGCGCUACGUGGGUGGAACCGACCGACCGACCGAAUCCGCCAUGGCCGCAUCCGUCUCCCUGCUCGCCGCCGCCGUCGCGCUGCUGCUGCUGCUGCCCGUGGCGCGCGCCGAGGUCAAGACGACGCCGAUCGUCGGCGACGCGCGGCCGGUCAUCCUGUUCGAGGAGUUCGGGUUCAAGCCGGGCGGCGUCGCGGGCGUCUCCGUCCGCGGGGUGUCGUGGCGGGUGCCCGAGGGGUCGCAGCUCCAGGCCGCCGACCCUGGGCUGAUGGGGUUCGUCCUCAUCUCCAACUCCCUCUUCUUCCAGAUCAACAACGAGUCCGAGUACGCCGAGGCCACCGGCGGCGCCUUCUGCCCGCUCACCAGCAAGUACGCGCUGCCGCUGUUCCGGCUCAAGGACAUCGCCCCCGACGGCAACGGCAAGGGGUCCGUCACCAUCGACGACGACGACCAGUACACGGUGCUGUUCAGCAGCUGCCAGGACGGCGUCGAGGUGACCAUGGACGUGCGCACCGAGAUGUACAACGUGCGCGGCGGCGCCAGGGAGUACCUCCCCGUGGGCCUGCUGCCGCUGCCGGGCAUCUUCGCGGCGGCGUCGGCCGUGUACUUCGCGUUCCUGUGCGCGUGGGCUUGGGCGUGCGCCAGGCACCGCGCCACCGCGGAGCGCAUCCACGCCGUGAUGGGCGCGCUGCUGCUGUUCAAGGCGCUGAAGCUGGCGUGCGCCGCCGAGGACUCGUGGUACGUGGAACGCACCGGCACGCCGCACGGCUGGGACGUGGCCUUCUACGUGUUCGGCUUCUUCAAGGGCGUCCUCCUCUUCACCGUCAUCGUCCUCAUCGGCACCGGCUGGUCCUUCCUCAAGCCGUACCUCCAGGAGCGGGAGAAGAAGGUGCUCAUGAUCAUCAUCCCGCUCCAGGUGGUCGAGAACAUCGCGUCGGCGGUGAUCGGCGAGACGGGGCCGGCGGGGCGGGACUGGCUGGCCUGGAACCAGGUCUUCCUCCUCGUCGACGUCAUCUGCUGCUGCGCCGUCUUCUUCCCCAUCAUCUGGUCCAUCCGCAACCUGCGGGAGGCGUCCAAGACCGACGGCAAGGCCGCGCGGAACCUCCAGAAGCUCACGCUCUUCAAGCAGUUCUACCUCGUCGUCGUCGGCUACCUCUACUUCACCCGGAUCGCCGUCUCGGCCUUCGCCGCCGUGCUCAGCUACAGGUACCAGUGGGUCGUCACCGUGGCCAUGGAGGCGGCCAGCCUGGCUUUCUACAUCUUCGUCUUCUACAACUUCAAGCCGGUGGAGAGGAACCCGUACCUGUACGUCGGCGACGACGAGGAGGAGGCCGCCGGCGGCCAGCUUGAGAUGGAGGGCGCCUUCGAGAUAUAAUCACCAUGGACAUGGCAUGGCAUGACCAUGACUGCCUCCCUCCCUCUGCCUCUCCCAGUUUUGUAACUAUAAUGGUGCAUCCGCUGCGUUCUUUUUUGCAUUGCUGUGUAUAAAUGACCAUGCAAAAAAAAGCUCCAGCUCAAAACAUUUGGCACGCUCUCCAUCGAUACUGUGAUUCCCCGAGGGAAAUAACAAAGCAUAUAGCAAAUAAAAAGUGAAAAUUUUCCUACUGGUUAAUUGACUGAUUUUUUGGUUUUCAUUAGUCACCUAAAGUUGCUCAGUGUUGAAAUUUGCAGCUUUAGUACAAGAAGAUGUAAACAUUGCAAC
This is a messenger RNA of Oryza brachyantha (malo sina), 1813 nucleotides long. RefSeq names its product protein CANDIDATE G-PROTEIN COUPLED RECEPTOR 7-like. NCBI's taxonomy places the organism in Eukaryota, Viridiplantae, Streptophyta, Magnoliopsida, Poales, Poaceae. The transcript has a single exon. The coding region runs from base 155 to 1486 and encodes 443 amino acids. Gene Ontology annotation, biological process: transport. Gene Ontology annotation, cellular component: membrane; Golgi apparatus. The record is from RefSeq and is a predicted model, not a curated record.